GCCGCAGCGUUCGGCAGUCACUGCUGAAUACACGUGCGGUUUGGUUUCUCUCCUGCGGUGCUGUUUUGCUGUCACGGUCCUUUCCUGGAGCCUGGGACUAAGGGGUCGCGCGCCUGUGUUGUGUGCGGGACAGCGAGACUCCACUCAGGCAGGGCCGUCCCCUGCUGCCUCUCUCCUUAGCCGGGGCGGCAGUCCGCACGCUUUUUUGCUCGCCGCCCACUCGGUGUCCGGAGUGCGUCGUCUUUUUGAUUUUGGAACUUGUGAGCGUCUUAUUUUUUUCCCCCUCCAAAAAAUUUGUUUUUCUUUUGGCUUGGUGCCUCCAGGGCUGGUUUCCCCGGUCCCGAAUAACCGCUUCUAGACACCGGUCGCCAGCCCCGCCCCAGGUUGCCCCUGGCUCUGCCCGAGGCCCCGGAGGGUGGGAAGCUUUGCCCAGCAGGUCUCUGCUGCAUAGCCGCAACUGCAUCAGUAUGCUUGGGGUCAACGACCCUCCUCUUUUUAUAAAAGACAUUAAGGCCGGACUGAAAAACUUAAAUGUCGUCUUUAUUGUCCUGGAGAUAGGACGCGUGACCAAAACCAAAGAUGGCCAUGAAGUGAGAUCCUGCAAAGUAGCUGACCGAACGGGAAGCAUCACUAUUUCUGUGUGGGAUGAAAUCGGAGGACUCAUACAGACAGGGGAUAUUAUUCGUUUGACCAGAGGGUAUGCAUCAAUGUGGAAAGGAUGCCUGACACUUUAUACUGGAAGAGGUGGUGAACUUCAAAAAAUUGGGGAGUUUUGUAUGGUGUAUUCAGAACUGCCAAAUUUCAGUGAGCCAAACCCGGAUUAUAGAGGACAGCAGAACAACUCGGUACAAAAUGAGAAGGAUAAAGUGAAUGCUGGUACAUUUGGAACCUUUGGAAAUGGCGUUCAGACUGGGCCUGAAUCAAGAGGAUAUCAUCUUCCAUAUGCAGGUAGAAGCAGUGAUCUGGAGCACAUCAACUCACCGCUUCCAGGAACUCAAAGUAGUCAAACAGUCAUGACCACAAUAAGCAAUGCCAGGGAUCCGAGGAGAGCUUUUAGAAGAUGACCGAAGCCCAAGAGACUCAUGUAGUAUUUAAACUAUGUGCCCUACUUGAAUACUUAAUGCACUUUCAUUUAUUGUUAACUGUGAAAAGUGUGUCUCUUAAAGGUUUCCUGUUACAUUUUGUGUUUGUUAAGAAGAUUGGUUGAUUUUUACUGCACAAUGUUGAGCUGCUCAGUUCCAUCCUGUUGAAGAAUAGGAACUCUGAAAGCAGGAACAUUCAUUUUUAGAGCAAGAACUUACUGGGUAUCACUUGAAAACCUGUCCCUGUUUCAAGGGUGAGCGACUUACAACACCAGCUUUACAGCCUCUGUGAGUCUUCUGCAUACAUUUUGUAAUGUUUGCCAUAACAUUUCAUGGGAAAUGUUCUUUUGUUUUAACUGGGAUGUGGCCGGCGAAAGUGAUAGCAGCCCCAAGCAGAAGCCUGCCCCGUGCUGACAGUGCUUUGAGUGCUUGUGGUCCAGGGAUGACUGACUUCUAGAGUGACUGGCCUGCCAUUGAGAGUGUCCACGGACAGAAGCACAGCCUACAUUCUUGUUUAGUUACCAGAAAACCAGACUCUUCCCAGAAUUAUGGAAUACAAUGGGUAAUAUUACAAGUAGUUUUUAGAAGAAAACUAUAAGAUAAUGCUGUUAAUAUUUGUUAAAUUUAAACAUUAAAAUUACACUGAAGAAAAUUUACAGCAGAAUCUUUGUGUUGUUUUUUAAACAACCAUGUUAAAUACUGGUGUAAUUGGAGGCAGUUACAAUACCACACUAGACAGAAAUCUCAUUAGUCCAUCCUCUGUAUCCCAGCUGUUGGGGUUAAAGUUGUGAAUUACCACAUCAGGCUGAUCUGAUUACUAAAAAACAAAACAGAAAACAUGUGGUAGAUGAAUAUUGUAGCAAAUACAAUUCAGAUUGAAUUCUUAUAGCCAUGUGACAACCUGGGUCAGGUGGUCAGGUAGAAGUAAGAAUGCUGGAGUAAGAAUAGGUACUGCUUCUCUUUAAUGGAAUGCAUGUGCUUCAGUUUCUUUUGGGUUUUUUUUUUUUUUUUUGUUCGUUUUUGUUUUUUUUUUUUUUUAUUUUUAUUUUUCAAGAUAGGAUUUCUCUGAUGCUGGCUCUGUAGACCCAGCUAGCCUCUGACUUAUAGAAAUCCACCUGUCUCUGUUUCCUGAGUGCUCUCUCUCAGAAAUGUUAAGGUGGGAAUUGUGUGUCCUGGUAGUCUCGUCACUGUAGGGUGGGUAAUUGGUAAAUGUUUUCAUGUUAGUUUGUCUCCUUAAAUAUUACCUCGUGAGUAAAUGUCUUGCUCUACUGACAGCACAGCGGCCUGCUCUGCUCUUUCCCCAAGCACGGAGAGUCCAGUUCAGUUUCCUGAAGCUGCGUCGGCUUCAGCCUGGCUGCUUCCUAUCUCUGUGUCUGCUGAUUCUCCUGGCCUCACAUUGUAUAAUAAGUAAGUUUCUGUUCAAAUUCUGUAGCGUUUGGACAUAACCUGUGCUAGAUAUUAUUCUAUUUCCAUUUACCAAAUUUUCAGUUUGCACUGUAUUAUGCUCCAUGUGGAGAUUAUUAUAACAUUUGAGAUAUUGCAGGAAAUUUACUUAGGGUUUAUAGUUGCAGGGCUUUGAUAGUAUAGAUAAUUGGUCAUUUGUUCAUACAUUAAUAAUUAUAACUAUUUUGGUUAUGUGAUUAUGGCUUUUUUUGUUUCCAUUACUGAAUGCUUCAAUAAAGUUACCUAAGAAUUAAAA
Molecule: messenger RNA, 2781 nt
Organism: Mesocricetus auratus (golden hamster)
Lineage: Eukaryota; Metazoa; Chordata; Mammalia; Rodentia; Cricetidae
Gene: Nabp1
Product: nucleic acid binding protein 1
Exons: 6
Coding region: 468-1064 (198 amino acids)
Biological process (GO): mitotic cell cycle checkpoint signaling; double-strand break repair via homologous recombination; response to ionizing radiation
Cellular component (GO): SOSS complex
Molecular function (GO): DNA binding
Source: RefSeq, a predicted model, not a curated record